AAAGGCUAAGGCAUAUGCUGGUCUUGCUGCUGUUGCUGCAUGGUACGGACUCUUUCUAUGUACCUGGUGUGGCUCCUAUCAACUUCCACCACAAUGAUCCUGUAGAAAUAAAGGCUGUGAAGCUCACCAGCUCACGAACCCAGCUGCCAUACGAGUACUACUCGUUGCCCUUCUGCCAGCCCACCAAGAUAACGUACAAGGCUGAGAACCUCGGUGAGGUUCUUCGGGGGGACCGAAUUGUAAAUACGCCUUUCCAGGUUUCCAUGAACAUGGAGAAGAAAUGUGAAGUGCUGUGCAACUUUCCUAAUAAGCCGGUUGUUCUGACAGUGGAGCAGAGCAAGCUGAUCGCCGAGCGGAUCAGGGAAGAUUACUAUGUCCAUCUCAUUGCUGAUAACCUCCCUGUGGCAACACGGCUGGAGUUUUAUUCCAAUCGUGAGGAAGAGGAGAAGAAGAAGGAGAAGGAUGUGCAGUUCGAGCAUGGAUACAGGCUUGGGUUUAUGGAUGGUAACAAGUUCUACCUGCACAACCACCUCUCCUUCAUCCUUUACUACCACAGAGAGGAUGUGGAAGAGAACCAGGAACCCACCUACAGGGUUGUGCGCUUUGAAGUGAUUCCCCAAAGCAUUAAACUAGAAGACUUGAAGGCUGAUGAGAAGAGUAUGUGCACCCUGCCUGAAGCUACGGGCUCUGCCCCUCAGGAAAUAGAUCCUUCUAAGGAGAACCAGUUGCUCUUCACCUAUUCUGUCCACUGGGAGGAAAGUGACAUUAAAUGGGCCUCCCGCUGGGACACCUACCUGACCAUGAGCGAUGUGCAGAUCCAUUGGUUUUCCAUCAUUAACUCGGUUGUGGUCGUCUUUUUCCUUUCAGGUAUUCUGAGCAUGAUCAUCAUCCGGACUCUCCGGAAGGACAUUGCUAACUACAACAAGGAAGAUGACAUUGAAGAUACUAUGGAGGAAUCUGGUUGGAAACUUGUGCAUGGAGAUGUCUUCAGGCCUCCUCAGUAUCCUAUGAUCCUCAGCUCUCUCCUGGGUUCUGGAAUUCAGCUCUUCUGUAUGAUCCUGAUUGUCAUCUUUGUUGCUAUGCUGGGGAUGCUGUCGCCUUCUAGCCGGGGUGCGUUGAUGACUACUGCCUGCUUUCUCUUCAUGUUCAUGGGGGUUUUUGGUGGAUUCUUUGCUGGCCGCUUAUACCGGACUCUGAAAGGGCAUCGAUGGAAGAAGGGAGCCUUUUGUACAGCUACCCUGUAUCCGGGUGUCGUCUUUGGUAUCUGCUUUGUCCUGAACUGUUUCAUCUGGGGGAAACACUCCUCUGGAGCGGUAGCUUUCUCGGUGUGGGUGCUGAUGCAGUGGGUGACUGGGGGGUUGGUCUGGCCGGUGACUUCAGUCUCCAGGGGAGGUGAGCCGUCAGCGCCCUUGGUCUACCUGGGUUACUACUUUGGAUUUCGCAAGCAGCCCUAUGACAAUCCCGUACGGACCAAUCAGAUUCCCAGACAGAUCCCGGAGCAGAGGUGGUACAUGAAUAAAUUUGUCGGGAUUCUCAUGGCUGGUAUUCUGCCUUUUGGAGCUAUGUUCAUUGAACUGUUCUUCAUUUUCAGCGCAAUCUGGGAGAACCAGUUCUAUUACCUUUUCGGCUUUCUCUUCCUGGUGUUUAUAAUCCUGGUGGUGUCGUGCUCCCAAAUCAGCAUUGUCAUGGUGUACUUCCAGCUUUGUGCUGAGGAUUACCGCUGGUGGUGGAGGACCUUCUUGGUGUCCGGAGGAUCUGCCUUCUAUGUGCUGAUCUACGCCAUCUUCUACUUUGUGAACAAGCUGGAUAUUGUUGAGUUCAUUCCCUCCUUGCUAUACUUUGGCUACACCGCCCUGAUGGUCUUGUCCUUCUGGCUCCUCACUGGCACCAUUGGCUUCUAUGCAGCCUACAUGUUUGUCCGGAAGAUCUAUGCCGCAGUGAAAAUAGACUGAAGCUGCACGGACCCAGCAGCAAAUAGACACCUCUGAAUGCGUGUCCUCCUGGGAGCGAAGGGGACAUCUUCUCCCAACUCUUCUAAGGAAAAAAAAAAAUCCAGUGGGAGAGUGACAAGAGAAAUAAAUAACUCCUCGUUUAGGAAUGUAACUUUGGCACAGUGUACAUGGAUUCUGGGCUACUUCUGGGGGGAAAAGGGGUCUGUAGAUACCUUACAUUUUAACUUUAUUAUCCUGGUCCAUAUUUGAGGGAGUUUUUUAGCAGAGAAAUAUCCCUCUGUAUAAGUAAACCCCCUUUUUGCUAAU
Egretta garzetta (little egret) is the source of this 2258-nucleotide messenger RNA. It is a transcript of the gene TM9SF4, whose product is annotated as transmembrane 9 superfamily member 4. Bases 15 to 1952 code for a protein of 645 amino acids. Gene Ontology annotation, biological process: protein localization to membrane. The record is from RefSeq and is a predicted model, not a curated record. Gene Ontology annotation, cellular component: membrane. Lineage: Eukaryota; Metazoa; Chordata; Aves; Pelecaniformes; Ardeidae. The transcript is spliced from 17 exons.